AUGGCUCCCAAAGACAUCAUGACCAACUCCCAUGCCAAAUCCAUCCUCAAUGCCAUGAACGCACUUCGUAAGAGCAACACACUCUGUGACAUCACUUUGAGAGUGGAGAAUACUGACUUUCCUGUGCACCGCAUUGUCCUGGCAGCCUGCAGUGACUACUUCUGCGCCAUGUUCACCAGCGAGCUGUCAGAGAAAGGGAAAUCCUUUGUAGACAUUCAGGGGUUGACUGCGUCCACCAUGGAGAUCCUGCUGGACUUUGUUUACACAGAAACAGUCCUGGUCACAGUGGAGAAUGUCCAGGAACUGCUUCCUGCUGCCUGUCUGCUGCAGCUCAAAGGCGUGAAAAGAGCAUGUUGUGACUUUCUGGAUAGUCAGCUUGAUCCCACAAACUGCCUGGGCAUUCGGGACUUUGCUGAGACCCACAAUUGCCUUGACCUGAUGCAGGCCGCUGAGCUCUUCUCUCAGAAGCACUUCCCUGAGGUUGUUCAACAUGAGGAGUUUAUGCUGCUCUGCCAGAACGAGGUUGAAAAACUAGUUAAAUGCGAUGAAAUCCAGGUGGACUCAGAGGAGCCUGUAUUCGAGGCAGUGUUGAAUUGGGUUAAACACAAUAGGAAAGAGAGGGAGACGUAUUUAUCGGAGAUGCUGGAGCAUGUGCGGAUGCCUUUGCUCACUCCGCGCUAUAUCACAGACGUUAUCGACUCAGAGCCCCUCAUUCGAUGCAGUCUUCCCUGUCGAGACCUUGUGGAUGAGGCCAAGAAAUUUCACCUUAGACCUGAGCUGAGGAGUGAGAUGCAGGGGCCACGUACCCAAGCCAGAUUAGGUGCCAAGGAGGUCCUGCUCGUUAUUGGAGGAUUCGGCAGUCAACAAUCCCCUAUAGAUAUUGUUGAGAAGUAUGAUCCUAAAACUCAGGAGUGGAGCUUUUUACCUAACAUUGCUCGGAAAAGGCGUUACGUGGCUACCGUGUCCCUCAAUGACCGCGUGUAUGUGAUUGGCGGCUACGAUGGUCGAUCGCGGCUUAGCUCGGUGGAGUGCUUGGACUACACGGCCGACGAGGAUGGUAUCUGGUACAACGUCGCCACUAUGAAUGUACGGCGUGGCCUUGCCGGGGCGACAACACUCGGAGAUAUGAUCUAUGUUGCUGGAGGCUUUGACGGUAGUCGCCGUCACACCAGCAUGGAACGAUAUGACCCCAAUAUUGACCAGUGGAGUAUGCUGGGGGACAUGCAGACAGCCAGGGAAGGGGCUGGCCUGGUGGUGGCUAGUGGACUCAUAUACUGUCUAGGUGGGUACGACGGAUUGAACAUCCUCAAUUCAGUGGAACGGUAUGACCCUCACACAGGACACUGGACUAAUGUUACCCCCAUGGCUACCAAACGCUCAGGGGCCAGUGUAGCCUUGCUCAACGACCACAUCUAUGUGGUGGGAGGCUUCGAUGGAACAGCGCAUCUUGACUCGGUGGAGUUUUACAACAUUAGGACAGACUAUUGGACCACGGUAGCCAGUAUGACCACUCCCCGCUGCUACGUAGGAGCUACUGUCCUCCGGGGACGACUCUACGCCAUAGCUGGGUAAGCCUAAACAUCCCAACCCUUCUCCGACUUUAAUAUAUUUAAAAUAUCCAAUAUUUUAAAGGAGUGGAAAUUCACUGUCCUUUCGUAUGUUUAUUGCUUUUAAUGACAGACAGAUGAGAAACAAAUGGGGGAGACAGGUGAAGAGGAGAUACAGAGUCAAGGGAGGACACAGGGAUUGAACCCCGGUCUCCGGCUGAGAGUUGUACAUGUGCAUAGAGCCAGGAGUGUUACCAUCUGACCACGACUCUGUACCCAACUUCAGUAUUGACAGAGAUAUAGAUGCAUUUUGGUUGGGAUUAUUCAUAUAAAUUAUGUAUGACAACUCUUUUAAUUGAUUUAUAUUAUUCUUGCUUAGAUAACAUUGUAAUAUCUGAAUCAUAAAAGCAACCUCCCCUUAUGGUCCAGUCUUCGAUUAUAAGGAUGUGACUGAACACAGCCAUAUGAUGUUGUUCAUUCUCCCCUGUGCUCUUUUGUCCUCUCUCCAGGUAUGAUGGAAACUCCCUUCUGAGCAGUAUCGAGUGUUACGACCCAGUGAUUGACAACUGGGAGGUGGUCACCUCCAUGGCCACACAGCGCUGCGAUGCAGGAGUGUGUGUCCUGCGAGAGAAGUGAGAUUUACCUCAGAAAGGUCGGAUGAAGCGGAGGAAGGCAGGCAGCUAGUCCUGAACCUGAAUUUGAUAUUUACGUGCCACUACUAUGGAGCGACACAGGGAUCAUUCACUUGCAGGCCAGUGUGCUAUAUGCCCUCCCCGAAGUCUCUUGAUUGAUUGGUUAUCAGACUUUCUCAUCUGAGUUUGGUUACUUCUGUGGGAAAACCCUUGGCUUCAAUGGAUAAGGGACAGGGGGUGUAUAAGAGAGAUGAGUUAUUUCAGUCUCCUCAUCAACAGUUGUGGCAUCUAAGAAGACAUCGAUCCCAACCCACUCGAUCACAUGACACUCUUUUAGUGGUUCCCGUUGUAGUGGUUACCUGUGAGGUACAUUUUUGACUCGUCUUUUAAAGUGCAAUAUAUUUCUCUACUUCUGUUAUGAACCAUGAAGCAGAAGAAACACAAGAGACUCCAGUUUGCUGCUGCUAUAUGCCUUAUGCCCCUGUGGCCCACAUUGAACCUAACAACCAUGAUGCCUCAUUAGGACUGUGAUGAUUGUUGUCAUACCAUCAAGUAUGAUGAUUAUUUAGCUUUUGCCAGGUUAUCAAUUAGAAAGCCAUUUGUAGAUUUUGUAAUUAUGUAUAAAGUGCUUUUAGAAACAAAUCACUUAUUGAAUAAUUGGUAUUUACCUGACACAGUCAUUAUUUUCAAUGUAUCAAAGAAAUUUUGAAAUGAAUUACAUUUUAGGAAAAGCGUUUCAUAAUUGCACAUGAUUCCUUGCUCUUUUGCUAUUCUGUCAUCUUGUCAAAAUCACUUUGUCCCCGGCGACAGACUGAAGAACACUGCUAAUAGCAAAAAUGAUUUUUUUCAUGUGUGUAUGGUACAUGCAUUUGUCCACAGUGGAUUUGUUUGGACAAGAAAAAAAACUUGACUGCUAUUCUCCAGGGCAAGUGCAAAAUACUGA
Molecule: messenger RNA, 3122 nt
Organism: Salvelinus namaycush (lake trout)
Lineage: Eukaryota; Metazoa; Chordata; Actinopteri; Salmoniformes; Salmonidae
Product: kelch-like protein 12
Exons: 10
Coding region: 1-1572 (523 amino acids)
Molecular function (GO): protein binding
Source: RefSeq, a predicted model, not a curated record